AUGAGAUUUCCAUUGCUCCUUUUCGUUUUUCUUUUUUUCACGAUGGGCGUACUCCUUAUCAAUGGACAAAGGCCAGGUAACCUGGCAUUGCGAAGAAAACUGCACAGACACAGUUGUCUCCAGAGGAGAUGCAUACCUCUUCAUUCCCGGGUGCCCUUCCCCUGA
Molecule: messenger RNA, 165 nt
Organism: Gracilinanus agilis (Agile Gracile Mouse Opossum)
Lineage: Eukaryota; Metazoa; Chordata; Mammalia; Didelphimorphia; Didelphidae
Gene: APELA
Product: apelin receptor early endogenous ligand
Exons: 2
Coding region: 1-165 (54 amino acids)
Biological process (GO): apelin receptor signaling pathway; heart development
Molecular function (GO): apelin receptor binding
Source: RefSeq, a predicted model, not a curated record